UUUGACGUUAAAGGCGUAAAAUAUUUCGAUAAAAAAUCGAUUUACAUAAUAUAAAUCGUACGUGUAAUAUAUCAUCGUUCCACUUUAUCGAUCAUGUGACCGUCAAAAGCAGCAGAGUUGACAAGUUUCGAUUAGUUUUGGAGUUCCAUUUCAGAGGAAGCUGUUGUUGGUGUUAGUUCGCAAUAAAAAGAGUGAAAACUAUAAGAAGUCGGAAAAUGGCAUUAUUUCGUCGUUUAACGCCUAUAAAAUUCACAGAAACGCCCAAACUUGCCUCGCAAAUAAUCAGGCAGCUCAGUGAUGCUUCUACGGACUUGAAAGCCGUACUAGCUGCGAAAAUACCCAAAGAACAGGAACGUGUUAAGAAUUUUCGAAAAGCCCAUGGAAAUGAUAAAGUUGGAGAGGUUACUGUCGAUAUGAUGUACGGCGGUAUGCGAGGUAUAAAAGCCCUCGUAUGCGAAACCUCCGUACUGGAUCCGGACGAAGGUAUCAGAUUUCGGGGUUUAUCUAUUCCCGAAUGUCAGAAAGUGCUUCCGAAAGCCCCCGGCGGCGAAGAACCUUUACCGGAAGGUCUGUUUUGGCUUUUGAUGACCGGCGACGUACCCACCGAAGCCCAAGUUAAAGCCCUUUCGAAGGAAUGGGCCGAAAGGGCCGAACUACCGUCGCACGUCGUUCAAGUUUUGAAUUCCCUGCCGACGUCGGUGCAUCCCAUGUCCCAAUUAUCGGCGGCCAUUACGGUGUUGAAUAGCGAGAGUAAAUUCGCUAAAGCUUACGCCAGUGGCGUACACAAAUCCAAAUAUUGGGAAUACACCUACGAAGACGCCAUGGACUUGAUAGCAAAAUUGCCUGUAGUGGCUGCGACUAUAUACCGUAACAGCUUCAAAGAUGGUUCCGGUAUCGGCGCCAUCGACACCUCGAAAGAUUGGAGUUACAAUUUUACCACCAUGUUGGGUUACGACGAUCCCCAAUUCAUCGAAUUGAUGAGACUCUAUUUAACCAUACACAGCGAUCACGAAGGUGGUAACGUUUCCGCGCACACCGUACAUUUGAUCGGAUCAGCUUUAAGCGAUCCCUAUUUAGCUUUCGCCGGCGGAAUGAACGGUCUAGCCGGACCCCUGCAUGGUUUGGCCAAUCAAGAAGUACUUAUAUGGUUGCAAAAAAUCCGCCAACAAAUAGGCGAUAAAGCUACAGAAGAUCAACUAAAAGAUUUCAUUUGGAAAACGUUGAAAUCCGGACAAGUAGUACCAGGAUACGGUCAUGCAGUAUUGAGGAAAACCGAUCCUCGUUACACUUGCCAAAGAGAAUUCGCUUUGAAACAUUUACCCGAUGAUCCUCUAUUCCAAUUGGUUUCAAAUAUUUACAAAGUCGUUCCUCCAAUCCUCCUCGAGCUUGGUAAAGUGAAGAACCCAUGGCCAAACGUUGACGCUCAUUCCGGUGUACUUUUACAGUAUUAUGGAUUGAAAGAAAUGAACUACUACACGGUAUUGUUCGGUGUAUCCAGAGCUCUUGGUGUAACCGCUUCUCUAAUAUGGGACAGAGCGUUGGGUCUACCUAUCGAAAGACCUAAAUCAAUGUCGACCGAUGGUUUAAUGAAACUUUGUAAAGCCAAAGAGAAUUGUAAAGAGCAGCGCGUCGCUGUUUCGUAGUGUACUUUUCCUGUAUAUUUUUUUUUCUGAUAAGACAAUACUUUUGGUGUAUUUGUUGAAGCUAAUAAAUUAAUUCGUUAGAUC
Diorhabda carinulata is the source of this 1727-nucleotide messenger RNA. RefSeq names its product probable citrate synthase 1, mitochondrial (gene kdn). Bases 216 to 1643 code for a protein of 475 amino acids. The transcript has 8 exons. The record is from RefSeq and is a predicted model, not a curated record. Gene Ontology annotation, cellular component: mitochondrial matrix. NCBI's taxonomy places the organism in Eukaryota, Metazoa, Arthropoda, Insecta, Coleoptera, Chrysomelidae. Gene Ontology annotation, biological process: carbohydrate metabolic process; citrate metabolic process; tricarboxylic acid cycle.